CCCCGGGAUGACGGUGUCGGACCCAUCCCGCCAGCCCGCCGAAGCGGCGCCCGGGUUCGCCGGGCUGCCGGAGGAGCUGUGGGGCCGCGUCUUCGCCUACCUGGACCCGGUGGAGGACCGAGUCGUGACGCUGGCGCUGGUCUGCAAGAAGUGGAGCCGCGUCCUGCGGAACACGCCGGACCUGUGGCGCACGUUGAGCGUCUGCCGGCACCUGGAGGACCACCUGUACGACAGCGUCGCCGCGGCGCUGCGCGCGUACGGGCAGCACGUCCAUGUGCUCACCUGGAAGUCAGGUGUGCCCGUCACACCUGCCGUGCUGGCGCUCCUGCCCACCUUAACAAACCUGCGGGUGCUGGGCCUGCCUGUGGUAUGGGACAGAGAACACAUUUACCGUUUGAUGCCGCUCUCAGGGCUAGAGGAGGUUCAGAUCAACGGCGCGUUUGAACUGACGGACGGAGACCUGGAGCUGGUCGCGCGGUCCUUCCCCGAGCUGAGGGAGGUGACGUUCACGGCGUGCUGGGACCUUUCCCCCGAGGGAGUGCUCUCCUUCCUGGAGCAGUCCGCCGCCCUGCACAGCCUGAGACUGAAGCUGAACGUGGGGCUGCCCCUGCACGACGUGCGCAGCGACCAGGCCAUGCUACAGGGCGCUAACCUGGUCCUUGACCUGGCGGACUCCCGGUUCGCCCACCUCCUGACCGUGCUCCACUUGAACUUCGUCCCUCUGGAGCUGGACGAGCUCUGGAGCUGCAUGAACCAUUUCACACGCAUCCGCAAGCUGGUCAUCACCAACUGUGAGAGACUGCAGGGCGUGCGUCUCCGCUCGGGGGCGCUGCAGAAGCUGUACCUGUACAACCUGUGGAGCGUGAGCUUCGUCAGCCUGUGGACGCCGCAGCUGCGCAGCCUGCACCUGGACGCAGGGCUGGAGAACCUGGAGCACCUGGAGGUUUUCGCGCCAAAACUCAGGAAGCUGCAGGUGGACGGCAGCGGCGAGCUCAGGACUCUGAGUGUGAAGAGCACCAAACUGUCCAACGUAGAGCUCUACAACUGCGAACUGCUGGACGGGUUGGGCUUUACGCGCUGCCUGGGCAGCAACAUCACCGUCACGGUCCUGUCCCUGGGCAGCAUAGGCAUGGAGGCGCUAUCACUCGACCAAAACCGCUGCCCGAGCCUGCGGGAACUGCGCCUCCUGGCGGACUUUCGGUGCACUUCACUGCACCUGUCGUGCCCGACGCUGAGAAGGUUGUGUGCGGACUGUGACGUCAUGUUGCCCACGUUACAGAUUGUCUCGGUGGUGGCGAGGCAUGUAGACAGGCUGCACCUGGCCAACGUGCCGGGGCUUCAGAGUCUAACUGUACAGUGCGACCGCGUAGACCUUGUGGAAAUCAACACGACGGGAAACGUCAACGUCUGCCUCGAGAACUGCGCCGUGCAGGCGGUGGAAGAGUUGGGGACGCUGAGGCUACUGGACUGCCAGGUGCAGGCGCUGGUGCUGAGCGCCCCCUUGGUGCGGCAGUUGGUACUGCAGCGGUGCAUGGUGACGGACUACAGCCUGUGCAUGGCGCUGCGCGGCUGCCCGAACAUCCAGCGCCUGCAGCUGCAGAAGUGCAGCUCGCUGACGCGCGUCUCCAUCUGCAGGUCGCUGCUGCAGUACCUGCACCUGCUGGACUGCAGGGGCAUCCUGCAGGUGGAGCUGACGGACUGUCCCAAGCUGCUGGCCCUGGACAUCGGCCAGUGUCCGAACGUUAGACUCUUCGUGCAGGGAUCAGAGACAACCCCAAACAAAUACAGUGCUGAGAUGGUCUGGACAGGGCCGCCUGGAAAGAAGGCGAAAGUGGGAGAAAGGACCAAACCUGUCAGCAUCUAGAGUUGUUA
Branchiostoma belcheri (Belcher's lancelet) is the source of this 1872-nucleotide messenger RNA. RefSeq lists its product as uncharacterized. Gene Ontology annotation, cellular component: SCF ubiquitin ligase complex. Gene Ontology annotation, biological process: SCF-dependent proteasomal ubiquitin-dependent protein catabolic process. NCBI's taxonomy places the organism in Eukaryota, Metazoa, Chordata, Leptocardii, Amphioxiformes, Branchiostomatidae. Bases 8 to 1864 code for a protein of 618 amino acids. The record is from RefSeq and is a predicted model, not a curated record. The transcript has 3 exons. Gene Ontology annotation, molecular function: protein binding.